AUGAGAAGUGAUGAAAUGAUACUAAUGUGCAGUUACUGUCUGUCAAUACUACCUGCGAUCUAUCUGUCAACACCAGUCCACGAUCUGACGAGGGACGUACAACAGUUUGCACUCCUAGUUUCAGUGAGUUUUAUUAUUUGUCAAGGACGAAACGAAAACUUGCAAUUACUUGCAAACAGAUGGGAAUCAAUCGAUCAAUUGGAAAGAGUGAUGAUGGUGAGACAAGUUCCGCCAUAUCGAGCUGUGCAGCACCUCAAACCGUUCACUAUCUACUAUCAGCCACCACUCCUUCUGAAAUUGUCGUCAUUCUGUGCCGUCUCAUGGAAUUGUAUUCACCCAUCAUCGCUCUACACAAACUGUUCUGAAUUUUCAUACUGA
This is a messenger RNA of Brugia pahangi, 378 nucleotides long. The record is from the annotation of a GenBank genome assembly. NCBI's taxonomy places the organism in Eukaryota, Metazoa, Nematoda, Chromadorea, Rhabditida, Onchocercidae.